GAGGGAGGGAGGGAGGGAGCGUGGGAAAUGGGUAUGUGGCGGCGACUUUUCCACAACGUGUAGACAAAGCAGCUGUUUGCUCUCCACCAUCCAAAAAUUUUAAAAAAUAAAAAUAAAACUUGUAUAACUAAUUAUCGGAUUCCCUUUUGAAAAAACUAAAUAUCGGAUUGAUUACCUGUUUGUGUUGUCUUCAUAAUCAUCACACUUGUUGUCUAUCUAUUUUACAAUCGUUCGUCAGCUGUUCGAAGAAAACAUAGAUUGAAUUGAAGCAGGAUAGAUGAUUGUUUAUAGACAUAUUCGUUGUUCGGUAGGCUCCACGCUUGUUUUGAAGCUCUAAUCGUUGAUUUAAUCCACUUAUUGGGACCAAUUGGGGAGCAUCAAGCAUCUUGAGGGUUUACUGAUCUCAUCUUUCUGUAAUGGACGAAACCAAAGUUGUUGGAGAGGGUACGACUACAAAUGGUGAACCUUCUACAAAUUCACCAGAUGAUAAACCCGUUUCAGGUGCACCAAUGCCAGUAACUGAUGAACCUGAAACCGAACAAAAAACCUCCAUUGACCCAAAACCAUCUAAUCUUCCCUCCGAGGAUCUCUCUACACCUGUAAAAACAAAACCUGAUGACGAUAGUCCGAAAAGCAACUUACUUGUUCAAGAAGCAGCGUUAUCACCAAUUCCAUCAGAAACAUCUGCACAAAAACCAAACGAUGCUACUCUUGAAAGUAAUGGCAAUCGUGUUGAGACGGUUAGUCCCAAGAACACGAGCUCAAGAAUAGGUGAUAUCGAUACCGCUUCACCUUUUGAAUCCGUUAAAGAAGCCGUUUCCAAGUUCGGCGGCAUUGUUGACUGGAAAGCCCACAAAGCCCAAACCUCUGAGAAACGCAAGUAUAUAGAACAAGAACUUCAGAAAACAAACGACGAGAUCCCGUUACUGAAGAAAAAUUCUGAAGCAGCCGAAGAAGCAAAACAACAAGUAUUAAAGGAGUUAGACAGCACUAAACGGCUCAUAGAAGAACUAAAACUGAACCUCGAGAGAGCACAAACCGAAGAAAACGAAGCGAAACAGGACUCCGAGUUAGUCAAACUAAGAGUCGAAGAAAUGGAGCAAGGGAUCGCUGACGAAUCUAGCGUUGCCGCCAAGGCACAACUGGAGGUUGCGCAAGCGAGACACGCAGCUGCGGUUUCCGAGCUGGCCACCGUGAAAAAUGAGCUUGAAAAUCUCCGUAAAGAAUAUGACGUAUUGGUUUCCGAAAAGGAUAUAGCGGUUAAAAAAGCUCGGGAAGCGGCAUCUGCGUCGAAAGAAGUCGAGAAAAAGGUGGAAAACCUAACUAUCGAACUCAUGAUGACGAAAGAGUCGUUAGAGUCAACACAUGCUGCUCAUUUAGAGGCUGAAGAACAUCGAAUCGGAGCCGCAAUGGCACGUGAUCAAGAUGCGUUAAACUGGGAGCGAGAGUUGAAACAAGCGCAAGAAGAAAUUGAAAAGGUCAACCACCAGAUCGGCUCGGUUGAAGAUCGGAAAUCGAAACUCGAUGCCGCUACAGCUUUGCUUAACGACUUGAAAACCGAAUUAGCGGCUUACAAGGAGUCAAAGUUGAGUCAAGAAGAUGUUAACAAUCCUGAUAAUGAAAUACAAUCAGCGAAGAACAAUGUUGAAGAGGUGAAACAAAACAUUACGAAAGCAACAGAAGAGAUCGAUUAUUUAAAAAUGGCCGCAAGUUCGUUAAAAACCGAGUUAGAGAAAGAGAAAGCUGCACUUGCCGCCAUUAGGCAGCGAGAAGGGAUGGCGGCGGUGGUGGUUGCGUCUCUUGAAGCCGAACUAAACCGAACAAAAUCGGAAAUCGCGCUUGUUCAAACAAAAGAAAAGGAAGCCCGAGAAAAAAUGGUGGAGCUCCCAAAACAGUUACAAACGGCGGCGCAAGAGGCGGAUCAAGCGAAAUCAAUGGCGCAAGAAGCGCGUGAAGAGCUAAACAAAGCGAAAGAAACAUUGGAACAAGCGAAAGCGGGAGCGAGUACAAUGGCAAGCCGAUUACUUGCGGCACAAAAGGAAAUCGAAGCGGCAAAAGCUUCGGAAAAGUUAGCUCUGGCGGCCAUUGACGCACUUCACGGGACUGCGAAUGAACCAGAAACCGGAGUUACGCUUUCUUUGGAGGAAUACUAUGAAUUAAGUAAGAAAGCCCAUGAAGCGGAAGAAGCGGCAAACCUACGUGUGGCGGAAGCAAUCUCACUGAUUGACGUAGCGAAAGAGUCGGAAUCGAAGAGCUUGAGUAAGCUCGAGCAAGUGACGUCGGAACUGGCUGCAAGAAAGCAAGCACAUGAUGCGGCGUUACAAAAAGCGGAAAAGGCAAAAGAAGGAAAGCUGGGUGUGGAACAGGAUUUGAGGAAGUGGAGAGCGGAAAACGAGCAAAGGCGGAAAUCGGGACUAGGGGUGGGCCCACGAGAAAGUUUUGAAGCGGCGAAGAGUUUUAACACGAAGCCCGUUAGCUCGUCAAACCAGAACCCGAGGCCUGUUGUGAAGACGGUUUUACCUGAAAGCAAUAACAACAGCAAUAGCAACACGGCGGAAUCUUCACCCGAGGUGAGGAGUUUGAAGAAAAAGAAGAAGUCGUUUUUCCCUCGGAUUUUUAUGCUAUUGAGAAGGAAGAAAUCGGGGUUGAAUAAGCGAGGGUAAAUGAUGGAACUGAGAGGUGUCGGUAAUGUUAUACGUGUAACAUAUGCUGUUGGUUUUGAUUGUGAUUCUAUUUGGUCAUAAAUGAGGAACACAAUAAGUUGUAUUUUUAUUGUUGUGUAACAAAUUCCAGGUUUGAGUUGUGUAUUGUAUACUUAUACUUCACUUCACUUGUCUAGUACUAUCGCGUGCAAUUUUUCCUUUU
Molecule: messenger RNA, 2865 nt
Organism: Helianthus annuus (common sunflower)
Lineage: Eukaryota; Viridiplantae; Streptophyta; Magnoliopsida; Asterales; Asteraceae
Product: protein WEAK CHLOROPLAST MOVEMENT UNDER BLUE LIGHT 1
Exons: 4
Coding region: 417-2663 (748 amino acids)
Source: RefSeq, a predicted model, not a curated record